Messenger RNA from Moesziomyces aphidis, 3216 nucleotides. The record is from the annotation of a GenBank genome assembly. NCBI's taxonomy places the organism in Eukaryota, Fungi, Basidiomycota, Ustilaginomycetes, Ustilaginales, Ustilaginaceae.
AUGAACGGCACAUCCGACUCGCCUCUUGCAGCCUCCCGAGAUCGUGCUGCCAACACCGCCACCACUCCUACACCUCCGGAUCCUCACAAGGCUGCCGCCCAAGACGCGUCGCCGCCUCCACAACCGCCAGCCAUCGACACCGAUCCUGCGCAUCUCCCCUCCGACGACCUUCUCAAACGCCAUCCGGACACCGCCAUCGCCGAGGGAACCGCCGCCGAGAUCGGUGCCAAGCAGAAAGAGUACCAGCGCAAGGCAAAGCAUCUCUCGCUCGCCAAGUCCCCCAAACCCGUCCCGCACGCGCGCCCCGGAGACUCGCCCAGCUUCCAGGCCGUGCUCAAGGACUUUGACCGCCUGCUCAGGUCGCUUCCCAUCCCGCUCCACCGCCUCGUUCCCACCAUCGUAGCUCGAAUCAUCUGCCGCGUAUUCCGCUCCCAGAACAUCAUGGCGUCCAACAUCGCGUUCGACAUCGCGCUCUUCUUCUGGCGCAUCAUCAUCAACCUCUUCUUCCGCGAGAUCCGCCCGCGCUCAGCAUGGCGCGUCCCGCGCGAAGGUCCCGUCAUCUUUGUCGCCGCCCCUCACCACAACCAGUUCCUCGACCCGCUCCUGCUCGCCUCCGAGGUGCGUCGUGCCUCCGGUCGCAGGGUCGCCUUCCUCAUCGCCGAAAAGAGCAUCAAGCGACGCUUCAUCGGCGCAGCAGCGCGCAUCAUGCAGUCCAUCCCCGUCGCAAGAGCCGCCGACAGCGCGAAGAAGGGCCAAGGCUACAUCUCGCUCCAUCCUUCGGGCGACUCGCUUCUGCUCCAGGGACACGGCACCGCCUUCAAGUCGCAACUGCAGCCCAAGGGUCAGAUCAUGCUUCCCAAGGCGUGCGGACACGCCACCGUGGAAGUUGUCGAGAUCAUCAGCGACACCGAGGUGAGGAUCAAGAAGGAGCUCAAGGAUGCCCGCGCCCUCGACAUGCUGCGCGGCAAAGUGCCGCAGCAGGACACCUCCAAGCACGACAAAAAGUCGAUCAAGGCCGCGGCCAAGGCGAUGGACAAGGUGGACCACGAUCUCAGCGACGGCGUCGGCUGCAAGUACUCUUGCCUCCCGUUUGUCGACCAGACCCAGAUGUAUGCCAAGGUGUACGAGAAGCUCGCCGAGGGCGGAUGCCUCGGCAUCUUCCCCGAGGGCGGCAGCCACGACCGCACCGAUUUGCUCCCGCUCAAGGCGGGUGUGGUCAUCAUGGCGCUAGGCGCCAUGUCGGCCAACCGCGAUCUGAACGUGCGCAUCGUGCCCGUUGGUCUGUCGUACUUCCACCCGCACAAGUUCCGCAGCCGUGCGGUGGUCGAAUUCGGCUCGCCCAUCGACGUGCCGCGCGAGCUUGUCGGCCUCUUCGACGAGGGCGGCGAGGGCAAGCGCAAGGCGGUCGGAGAGAUGAUGGACAUUGUCUACGACGGUCUCAAGGGCGUCACGCUGCGCGCGCCCGACUUUGAGACGCUCAUGGUGGUGCAGGCGGGUCGCCGCUUGUACCGCGCGCCGGGACAGUCGCUCAGCCUGGGCCAGACGGUGGAGCUGAACCGCAAAUUUAUCAUGGGCUAUCUGCAGUUCAAGGACGAGCCGCGCGUGGUCAAGCUGCGCCAGGAGGUGCUGCAGUACAACAAGAAGCUGCGCUACGCCGGUCUGCGCGACCACCAGGUGGAGCGCGCCACGCGUGCCGGAUGGCGCAGCCUGGGCCUGCUCGCCUAUCGCCUCGGCCUGCUGGGCCUGUGGGGCGGUCUGGCGCUGCCGGGUGCGGUGCUCAACUCGCCCAUCAUCAUCCUCGCCAAGAUCAUCAGUCACAAAAAGGCCAAGGAGGCGCUGGCGGCGUCGCAGGUCAAGGUGGCCGGACGCGACGUGCUGGCCACGUGGAAGGUGCUGGUGUCGCUCGGCGUUGCACCCAUCCUCUACUCGUUCUACGCCGCCAUGGCGACGGUGCUGGCGCACAAGUACGAGCUGUCGCCGCGCACGCGUGCGCUCAUGCCGCUCUACACGUUGGUGGUGCUGCCCACCAUGUCGUAUUCCGCGCUCAAGUUUGCCGAGGUGGGCAUCGACAUCUACAAAUCGCUGCCGCCGCUGUUUGUGUCGCUCAUCCCGGGCAACCACAAGACCAUCCUGGAUCUGCAGCAGACGCGCGCCAAGAUCAGCGCCGACAUGCAUGCGCUUAUCGAUGAACUCGCGCCGCAGGUGUGGGAUGACUUUGCGGAGAACCGGAUGCUGCCGAAUGCGGCGGCGCCGCCUGCGCCGGAGCGGGAUGCGCUGGUGUGGAAGCAGAAGAAUGCGAGCGGCGGCGCGAGCAACGAUGCGCUGAGCCAUCCGCUGCAGUGGAUGGACGAGCGGCUGUUCGGAUGGGGCCGCCGCCGUCGUUCGUCGACGCGGCGCUCGAUGACGGCGGAGGAGAUCAAGAAUCUGCGCGGCUCGAGCGUGGCGCGCGAGGGUGGCGCCAACGAGAGUGCGAUCGACGAGAGGGACGAGCAGCGCGACGAGGACGACGGCGAGGGAUCGUGGGGCGACGCGUCCGAGGGCUCGAGCUACACGGACAGCGACGCCGAGGACGAGGGCGACUACGAGGCGGUGUUUUCCAUGCUCAAUCCGCAGACGCUGAUGAACGGGCUGCGCGGCGGCGUGCUGAGUCCCGGUACGCCUGGGUCGGGUGGAGGACGUCGGAGCCGGACGCACUCUCGGUCGCGAAGCGGCAGCCGGGGCAGCGUGGGUGGGGUGGGCGAGACGUUUGCGGAGAAGCGCAACCGGAGCAACCAGGACCUGCGUGCGCUGAUGCGCGAAGGCGGCGCCAUGUCGCCGACGACGACGCGCGCGACGGGCAUCCUGGACGGGGCCGGAGCGGGCAGCCGCACGGGACGUACGUCUGCGCUUCCUGCGAGUCUGGCCACGACGAGCAUGAGCGGCAACGAGAGCGGUGGCGCGACGACGCGUCGCAACCGCACGCACUCGCUGUCGGAAGACGUGCACGUGGCCGAGCUCAAGAAUGCGGGACCGGCGGCCAAGAAGCUGCCGUUCACGGCGGCGUCGCAGGCGUUUGAGGCGCAGCACACGGGGAGCGCCAAGCAGGCCGGCGUGCUGCCGAAGCUGCAAGACAUGAAGAGCGCGGAAAACACGCCGCCGGCGACGCCCAAGCACGAGGCCCAAAAGACGCUCACGCCGUCCACCACGGCGACCAAGUCGGCGGAGGAGCAGCAGUGA